Salvia splendens (bonfire salvia) is the source of this 858-nucleotide messenger RNA. RefSeq lists its product as uncharacterized. Bases 1 to 858 code for a protein of 285 amino acids. The transcript is spliced from 2 exons. The record is from RefSeq and is a predicted model, not a curated record. Lineage: Eukaryota; Viridiplantae; Streptophyta; Magnoliopsida; Lamiales; Lamiaceae.
AUGUUAGAAGAAGGAGUGACACUCCACCUUGAUCGACAACGCAGACUCGACCCCGCUUUGAGAAAGGAAGAGCUCAUAGUGGGGCAGAAAGAUCUACUCUUCCAAUGUCAACUCAAACUGAUACCCAGGAGGCGGAAUUCAAAAUGGGCGGACCCUCGUACCAUCAUGAGUGGGGACUCCGAUGAAGAAGCGGAGGGAGGCGCGCAACCCGCCGCCGCUCCGGCCGAAAAAGCAGAGUCCGUGCCGCCACCACAUGCAGAGGGCACAUCUGCUCAAAAUGCCCCGUCACCACCAAGUGACGGGAGUUCUACUUCCCCCCUCCAAGGGCCGUCACAACCGAUCGAGGUUGUGACCAUAGACAACAACUCCACUGAGGACCUUCAGCCGCCUCCCAGCGACAUCCUACUGCAGCCAAGGGAGGCUGACUGGGUUUUCCACCAAGCGGUGGAGAAUGAGCCAGAUGAGAAGGAAAAGCAGCCACUUCGCCGCCGGACGCGCCAGAGGAACAUGGCGCGGAUUAUAGAGGAGGUAGAGGCCAGGGUGGCCGAUAAGCCAGGGAGAGAGGAGGAGCCGGAGCAGAGGCUCCGCAUAAUGCGGCGGCUGAUGGAUGAGCCAGAGGAGGCGAACCAAGGGACUGGGGAGGCCGCAGAAGAGAGAGAAGUUGGUAAGGCCGGUGAGGAGAGGGAGGGUGUUGAGGACAGCCAUGAUAGGGAAGAGAGGGAAAGGAAAAGGAAGGGGAAGAGUGUUCUUCCUCCUCCGAAGAGGAUGCGCCCCGCAACCUGGGGCAUUGUUAUUACUAACGCUACCCAACAUGCCCCUCCACGCGAAGGAGAUGAGGGAAAAGAUACCAAGAAGUAG